Gigantopelta aegis is the source of this 3210-nucleotide messenger RNA. Its product is annotated as ubiquitin carboxyl-terminal hydrolase CYLD-like. Gene Ontology annotation, molecular function: K63-linked deubiquitinase activity; cysteine-type deubiquitinase activity. The transcript has 14 exons. Gene Ontology annotation, cellular component: cytosol. Lineage: Eukaryota; Metazoa; Mollusca; Gastropoda; Neomphalida; Peltospiridae. The coding region runs from base 131 to 2803 and encodes 890 amino acids. The record is from RefSeq and is a predicted model, not a curated record. Gene Ontology annotation, biological process: protein K63-linked deubiquitination.
CUCAUGUAAGCUGUUGAUAAUAGAUAUGACGCUGUGGAAUUUCCAAGUUAUGUUUGAGGAAGGUUGAUUUUCUAGUUCCUGUUUCUUGAAGUUUAGUAGAUCUAUGUCCUAACUUAGAUAUAGGUCGCUAAUGAUGAGUGAUGAUGUUUCACAAUUUUUCAUUCUUCUUGUCAAAAAGACUGGAAAGAAAAAAGACAAGUAUAUGAUUUCUUUGAGAUCGAGCUCACGGUCAAAAAGCGAGGUGCUUGCUGGAACUCUGUUAUUUCUGAUUGAACAGUCGACAAAAAGAGAUGAAUACAUCUUCGUUCUCGAGACAUUCGAGACAGGACCAGACGCUAAUAGUAAUACAAUUCAGUUGACAUGUAUUCCAGGCGAAGCAGAAUUGGUAGAACGAAAUAUUCUGGAUCUACUUAUUUCGAUUCCAAAUUGCGCAGAGCGUUUGGCAGUUUACCAAGACAAGGAAUGGUUGAGCGAGGCUCAGUCUAUCAAGUUAGGGGACCGAGUUUUUGUGAAGAUGAAAAAUCAUGAUACCGAGUUGGAAGGAACUGUCAGAUACCGUGGACGUGUGCCUGAUAGUGAUGGGAUAUUUUUUGGAAUCGAGCUAGAUCAGAAAGGUUUGGGCACUUGUGACGGAAUGUUUAGAAAAGAGCAGUUCUUUACGUGUCCUCCCGAUAGUGCAGUGUUCUGUGCUGUGCACCGAAUAAGAAAACGAAUAGUUGUCAAUGUGUCACAGGCAUUAGCAAAACAGUCAGUGGGUGGGCAGAGUUUCUCAAUGGACGAAGCGAAGCAGAAUUUGAAGAUUGGCGACCGUGUUGUCUGGAUGAGUGACCACGGUCCUGAAUCGGGAAGUGUUAAGUGGAUCGGUACUUUGCCUCUCGACAACAAAGGAGAAAUUACCGUUGGUGUAGAAUUUGAUGAGCCUGUGGGUUCAGGCACUGGCAAGUACAAAGAGCACAGGUUAUUUUUCGCCAAGCAGAAUCAUGCAUCACUUAUUCCUCUGUUAGGUCUUCUCAAAGAAGAUGAGUUUUAUUCUCCUGGUAGUGCUAACACUGCAUACCCUGUGGGUGGUCCCAUGUUGGACAUUGAAGGAUCUCGCCUCCGUGUCAACACCGAGAGACUUGACCCGAUGGACUGUGACAAUAAUGAAAUUGGUUUAAAGGGAGUGCGCAAAUCCAACUCAUUGGGUAAAAAAGGCGGCCAUGUUGAAAAAGGAAUGAAUCCACUUUAUGAAUUUAAUAAAAUUGAAGGAAUUGAGAAGUCCGAUGGUGAGAAAGUCCGGUCUUUACCUCAGAAGGUCCCGAAUGCGGACCCGGAUCUCAGCGUUGACUCGAUGGUGGAGGUUCUCGGCAACCCGACGCUGUACGGGGUCAUCCGGUGGAUUGGAGCCACGCAUGAGCAGCCGUACAAACAAAUCGCAGGACUCGAAAUGGAAAAAGAAAUAUCUGCUGGAACCGAUGGUACGUUUAAAGGUGAACGGUUCUUCCAUUGCGCGCCGAAGAGAGCGCUGUUUGUGCCAUUGUAUAAGUGUAAGAAAGACCAGCGCUUCCCUGCAAAACCAGUGGCCGAUCCACUCGGAGCUACAGCGUUUGGUUCGAUACCCACUCAGGAUAUCGACGGCUCUGUGUCGCCCCCGUCGUCUCUGCACAAAACGACGAUGGGCCUGAACAAGGGGAUCCAGGGCCACCACAACUCGUGCUACCUUGACGCCACGCUGUUUGCCAUGUACUCCUUCACCACCGUGUUUGACGGUAUCCUCCAUCGGCCGCGCAACGACACGGAUCUCAAGGAGUACAACGAAGUGCAGCGAGUCCUCAAGGAUAUGAUCGUAAAUCCACUGAGAACAUGUAACUAUGUGAGAGCUGAUAAAGUGAUGAAAUUCAGAGAACUUCUUGACAAAUUUGGAAAGAUUUCCGGCAUGAUGAGUGAAGAGAAGGAUCCAGAAGAGUUCCUUCACUUGCUGUUAACUCAGAUUAUGAAAUCUGACCCUCUGCUACAUUUAAGUUCUGGUGAAGACUCCAAUUUCUACCAAUUAUUUAUUGAAAAAGACGAACUGCUGCUAUUACCGACCACACAGAAACUCAUCGAGUUGUCUUUCAUAGAGUGUAACGUGAAAUUAAAAGAGGUUCCUUCGUGUUUAAUUAUACAGAUGCCGAGGUUUGGUAAAGAAUAUAAAAUGUUUAGAAGAAUUAUUCCAAGUUUAGAGUUAGACAUCACAGAUUUGUUGGAGGAAGGAAUAAGAGAGUGCAUCAUAUGUGGUGACCUGGCCACGGUAGAAUGUAUCAGUUGUUAUCAGCUACACGGCCCGGGCUUAAAUGCUACAGCAUUCUGUGACAACUGUAAUACCACGAAUCAUCAACAUAAAAGCCGUAGAAGCCACAAGCGCCAUCCGAUCCAUGUGUCGAAGAAGUUUGAGGAUCACUGGCGACAGAGCAAGCGGCUGGCCGAGCAGAACAAGGACAUGUCGCGGGAGCCCGACAUCGCAUUGUACCGCGAGAAGAUGGAGUUGUUUGCAGUCCUCUGUAUUCAGACCAGUCACUAUGUAUCCUUCGUCAAGUGUGGCACCGGAACAUCCGCGCCGUGGGUCUUCUUCGACUCCAUGGCCGACCGCAUGGGUGAGCAGUCUGGAUACAACAUCCCUGAAGUUACAGAGGUGAAAGAUGUCUCGAAAUGGCUGUCGACUGAUUCAAUGGAAAAAAUACUAAAAAUAGAAAAUGACAAGGACCUUCCUAUUCAAAUUCGUCGCCUUCUGUGUGAUGCGUACAUGUGUUUCUAUCAAAGUACUGAGGUGUCUAUGUUUAAAUAGUGCGCUGCAGUUAUAAUACUUUGAUUUAGUUUAGUGGGCAAGCUGAAAUGAAAAGGCUAAACAACAGGAAAAAUGCUAUUAAAACUAUGAAAAUCUGUUAUGGAGUUUGACGUGACAAGUGUUGUUGAUGUUAAAAAAAGAAAAAAGAAGUUCAAGGGCAUACAAUUGCUGUUAUUCUGUGAAAAACUGAAAGUAAAUUGUACAUAAAAAUUAAGAAAGUUGAGGCUUAGUUCUACAUGGAAGUCUUGUUAUGAUGUACAAAAUUGUCAAUUCUGCAGGAAAAUUUUAUAUUGAAACAUCUUUCCCGUUUUAGAUGAAAAUGUCAUGUUAAAAAUCGAGACAUUUGUACAUGAAAAUCUCUUCUACACAAAACGCCGAAUAAAAAAUAAUAAAUAAGAAUCUUGGAA